CGUUAUGAAACUGUGGACAGAUUGAGAGAGAGAGAGCAUGUUGAAAACGAGCCUAGCACUGGGGCACUUCUGUCGGAGGCUAAUGCCUCGUAGCAGUGCUACAGUGAGAGGCAUGUGCGAAUUUGAACGAGCAGAUUAUGCUAUGAGUAAGAUGAGGUCAAUGUUUGACCUUGAUCAGGACUCCAUCAUUGUGUCUAGCUACAGUAACCUUGGAUUCAAAGUCAGCCCAGGCAUCCAAGUGAUCGGACCGGUGGUUCUGUUCCCUCACACUGUGCUCCACUGGAAUGUGAAGUCAGCACAACAUAUAGAUAAACACAGUCUUGUACUCUUCAGUUUACUGGAACCAAAAUUAGAUAUGUUGGUAAUUGGUAAGGGUAUGGAAAUAGACCAGUUAAAACCUGAUGUUCACUUAUUCCUGAGGUCAAAGGGAAUCAACGUAGAAGUUUUACCCACAGAACAGGCUUGUGGUCUCUUCAACAUGUUGAGCAUAGAGGGGAGAAAUGUGGCAGCAGCACUCAUUCCUCCAGAGAAGAUUUCCAUCAAUCAUGACGAAGUCUACCUGUCUAAUAAUGAACGCCUAAUGUAGUGACCUGUACUUUGAGCAAAUGAAAUAUGUGUAUGGAAUAUAUGCAUGCGAUCUUUAUAGAGUGGACUGACAGUCAUAGUCUUGUAGAAAUUGGUGUGGAUUGAGGCAUAAACAAUCAACUUUGUUAUGGCUAUUGACUGGAGCUGAAUCAAUUACUGUAAAAGUUCAUGUUAAAGAAGUAUCAUGGCUGAUUAUGUUUGUAGUGAGUGUUUAAAAGAAUCACAUUUCGUUGUUUCGUUAUCGACUGAAGCUGUGGUGUAAAUGUUUUUUAUUAGGUACGUUUGUUUGUCAAUAUUCUGUAUGAUGAACAAAUUAUUAAAUGUAUUAAUAUGUAUUGUUCUAUUUUUUCCCCGAUAGCUUAUCAGUUGUCUUUACAUAGACAUUUUGACGUUCAGUUAAAUUGAAUAAUGAACCAGAAUUUAGAAAUGUGAAGGUGAAGGUCCUGAAGAAGCCCGCCAAAGGGCGAAUCCGGUUGACAGAUAUUUAAUAAAUUAAAGCAACCUGUCCUCAUGCUGUUGUGAUUGUGACCUUCUACUGAAUUUAGAAAUGAUUAAAAAAAAGGUUAGCAUACUGA
This is a messenger RNA of Mizuhopecten yessoensis (Yesso scallop), 1160 nucleotides long. RefSeq names its product NADH dehydrogenase [ubiquinone] 1 alpha subcomplex assembly factor 3-like. Gene Ontology annotation, cellular component: mitochondrial inner membrane. Bases 38 to 586 code for a protein of 182 amino acids. Gene Ontology annotation, biological process: mitochondrial respiratory chain complex I assembly. The record is from RefSeq and is a predicted model, not a curated record. Lineage: Eukaryota; Metazoa; Mollusca; Bivalvia; Pectinida; Pectinidae. The transcript is spliced from 5 exons.